Molecule: messenger RNA, 4688 nt
Organism: Alternaria alternata
Lineage: Eukaryota; Fungi; Ascomycota; Dothideomycetes; Pleosporales; Pleosporaceae
Product: HET-domain-containing protein
Exons: 5
Coding region: 383-4429 (1348 amino acids)
Biological process (GO): protein phosphorylation
Molecular function (GO): protein kinase activity; ATP binding
Source: RefSeq, a predicted model, not a curated record
GCCUUCUUCCUAGAGCCCAUGACAGCCACUUAUACAUAUGAGCUGCACGUCGAGUCCAGCCACAAUAAUGUUCAUAUGCGCUUGAUCACCGAUAGCCUCAUCCCAUCUCGUAAGGCGAAUCGCCCAUGCCAGUACAGGCAUUUUGGUAAGAGCAUGCACCUGCUGUCGCUGUUUCCUCUGCAGCGAAGCGUAGGUCAGGUUCCGGUGAAUCCACGACAGCGGAUGCGAUGAGCCACGGAUGAUAGCUUAUCUCGAGAUGCCGCAGUGCCACUGUCGAAUGUCUCACACCCCAAGCUUCUAUACCUUUGUCUUGUGACAUGUAACUAUUGGGCUCAGUACAUUCGCUGCCAGCCUUAUCGCAGCCUUUCGCAAGCGCAUUCGUAUGUUUCAAGCAGUCUGGCCAGACGAAAUGGCUAUUGUGCGAUCGGAAACAGCCGGCAUCGGUACAAGAAGAGACAGUAAAGAGGAAGUGAAACAUGGCGAGCAGGUAGUGGGAGGUGACGGCAAGCAUACGAGAGGCCUCGACUGCAGAAACAGCACUCCGCUAGGCUCAAAUUCCAAGCCCGUUUCUGCUAAGUCACUGCGGAAGCGCCUUUUGGACCGCAUUACCUUUGCCUUGGAACUGAGCAUGUUUGAAAAGACGAAGAACAAAAAGUUCUUCCCACGAGACAUCCUCCAAGACAUACUGCCGAAGACCUCGAUGAAUCAAGCUGGCAGCGGAGAAGAUCCAGCUGACACUGUGCUUAGACUCAUGCAAAUUGAACCGAAUAUUGCAAGCUCAGACAACCGAGCGCUUGCAAAUCAUAUCCUGAAGAAUUCGAGGAUCGUCUUCCUUAUCCUACUUUGGAUAAAACACGAUCAUCUCUAUGAAGCGAUGGAGCUUUUCAUGGAUCAUCCUUUUCCAGAUGGCAGCCUGCCUCUCUCAGCGUGGUCUGGAGACCAAUUGAAGAACAAUUCGGAAAACCAUUUAUUCUCACGUAUGGAAAUUGGUCACAGUAGCCAAAUUGCAGCUGAAGAUCCUAUAUGGGAUGUGUCCUCUAUCAAUAAUUUUGAGGACGCCCAGUGGAUGUUUUUAGCUCCAAAAUUCUCAACGAAAGAACAGAAUGGUCAUUUCGACGAACGCUGCCCAAUCCCUUUCAUCGAUCAAAGCACACACAAGAGCAGUGGGGCGCAUGGCAUCGUUCAUAAGUACACAAUUCACCAGGCGCAUCACGAGGACCUGCUUGAUCCGGUCUCAAGCGAACCUUGCGUGGUUGCUGUUAAAGCUUUUAGGAAAGGGGGAAAACACGUUGCUACUGAUGUAGAAAACGAAGUCAAGGCUCUUGAAAUGAUGAACACGCUCGAGAAGGACCAUAUCGUUCGGUUUCUGACAUCGUUCCAACGCGGUGCACCGGAUGAUCUGGAAUACUUCCUCUUAUUUGAAUGGGCCCAUGGAGGAAACCUUGGCGACUUUUGGAAACAGCAAGCUGAACUUCCGCGGACGGCCGAAUUGAUGAAAUGGCUGAUUGGGCAAUUGCGCGGCCUUGCAAAAGCGCUCACCGCUGCUCACGGUGCAGUUUGCCGCCAUGGAGAUCUGAAGCCUGCUAAUAUUCUCUGGUUCCGCGAUACCACAUGUCCCUACGGCACACUCAAAAUCGGCGAUUGGGGUGAGGCAAAGAUCCACAAGGACGUAACUUCAUUGCGCCACGUGGAUACCGAUGCUGGGUACGGUACGAGACGCUACGAACCCCCUGAAACUGGUCCGCAUUCACCAAGACAAGGCCAAGGUCUGCCCAAGCGUUCCCGGUUAUACGACCUUUGGGGUUUCGGCUGUAUCAUCUUCGAAUGCACCAUAUGGUAUCUCUAUGAUAUGGAGCGACUCAACAAGUUCAACAAUAGUAAUUUGGGAACAUAUGGUACUUCUGACUUCUUCUACGAACGCGAACGCGCUACUGGAAUCGCAAAGGUACAUGGCGUGGUGGAACACUGGAUGGAUCACAUGUCAAAUGACGCAUUGUGCCGCUCAGAAAAAACCGCCCUCGGUGAUCUUCUUGAAAUUGUCCGCACAGGGCUGUUGGUUGUUGAGCUUCCUAAGGGCGGUGGCUUCGUAUCUCAGGCUGAUGCACCGAAGAAUAUCAAGGCGAGAUCUACUGAGUCCGCUGAUACCCAGACGUUUACAGAUGCGCAUGAUUCUCAUCCAACGAUUCAAGUCACUGCGCCAGAAUCGGCAAAGCUUGAUGAUGCUGCUGAAACUCCUAACGCGCAUGGCAUCACUCCAACAUUCAACAUCACUGAAUCAUUAUUUACGGAACCUACUGGACUGCAAAACCCGGAACCAAAACAUAACGUCAGGCUUCGUGCCGAUGAGCUUGAGGAAGAUUUGAGUCGCAUCCUCCAAACUCAGAAAGGGAACCGCUACUGGGAUCGGUUUCAGGAUCCAAGACCCGAGCCAGUGGGAACCGACAGCUCUUCCCGCUUGCUGGCGCCCUCUGCCCCUCAUAUAUCCACUGCAACCAAUCUUCGCGUUCCUACAACUCAUAAGGUUGACUAUGAUCAUCCAUCAUUGGACCCAGAGGACUGGCAGCUCGAACUAGACAACGUAUUUGCCGCGCAGCUCUUAUCUCGAUUGGUAACUAUUGCCGGAACUCCUUCACCUCAGAGCCUGCCUUCAGCCGACCUAUGCACGGGUUGUAAAGAGCUUGGUGAGCAGUUACCACAGACGAAUUUCUCGAAGUCAUACACGACCCGGGUACUGAAAUGCAAUGCGGAUGCCAAACUCUGCAAUCUGUGCUGUUUACUAUGGCAGACUCACCAAAGAUACGCCUCCACAGAGUGCAAGGAGGUUCGUUUCUACCGCAUGGGUUCUGCUAUGUAUAUGAGCGGUGCGAAAAAUCCCGUGUGUACCUUACUCCGGAGCAAUGAUCCUAACAGUCGAGCACAUGACAUCCAGGUCGGGCUUGCUGAGCUUCCGAGUGUCGGUACGCCUCAGCAUUUUGGCAUCGUAAGAAGCUGGCUUGAUGACUGCGACAAAAUGCACUCCCACACGUGCAAAACGUCUAAAGACUUGCGUUUAAAGACCGAUGCGACUACCACAAUGCCAACCCGUCUCAUGUACGUUGGAAAAGAUGGAGACGAUAUCGUUCAUCUUCAAGAGAUGAAAGGCAAGAACGCUGUUAGUUGGAUCGCACUUUCUUACCGAUGGGGCGAUUCUUCGCCUUUUUCUACAACCCGACAAAACCUUCACAGUCAUAUCAAGGGGAUGAAGCUGACAGCGUUACCCCGAACCUUCCAAGAUGCCAUCAAGGUUACUCGGGCUUUGGGACACAAGUAUCUUUGGAUAGACUCGCUUUGCAUUAUACAAGGCAAAGACGGUGAUUUCAGUGAUGAGUUCAAGCGAAUGGAAGAUGUGUACAGUGGAGCAUACUGCGUUCUGGCCGCUAGCUGUGCCACUGAUCAAAGAUCAGGGUUUCUGCUGCCUCGCGUAGCAAGAACGUCCGUCGCUUUGAAUCACGAAGGUCGUGAUGGCGACGGUGGUACGAUCUACGUCUGUAGCUUCAUUGAAGAUUUUCGAAGUCAUGUACUACAGGGUGCCUUGCACAAGCGUGGAUGGGUCUUACAGGAGCAUGCUCUAGCUCGACGAACAGUGUUCUUCACCGAGUAUCAAAUGUAUUGGGAAUGUGGCCGUGGAGUUCGAUGCGAAACCAUGAUAAAAAUGACAAACCAACUUGCUGCUUUACUUGGAGAUCCAGACUUUCCUAAGAUCCUCGACCCAGCCAACCACGGUGAACGCAUUUCCAGGUUUCAAGAACUAUAUCAACAGUAUUCUCGACUCGAGCUCUCAUCGGACUAUGACCGUCCAACAGCCAUCGAUGGCUUGCAGCAGCGUCUCAUCAGGACGAUGGGCGUGAAAGGCGGAUUCGGCGUCCUGGACGAUGGCAGCAAUCAAGGCUUCCUCCGCCGCAGUCUCUUAUGGCGUCGUGGAGAGGAUACGCACCACUUGAAACGGAUCGCAUUCCCAAAUGAUCGAGAGCAUGUGCCGUCCUGGUCUUGGAUGUCAGUCUCUGGUGGUAUUGAUUACCUCCAUCUGCCCUGGCAAGGAUACGACUGGCAAAACAUUCGGUCACCACCAUGGCGAACUUCAUCAGAUUCAGUUUUUAGCAAUGCAUUCAUGGGAAAGUCACAAGCUUUUAAAUGCCCGAGAGGAAGGAAGCACGGAUGCGACAUCGUUUUCGACGAUCCAAAAGAUUGUGAGCUUCCAGAGCUCAUGGCGAUCGUUCUAGGUAUCGAGAAAGGCUCGCGGGCUACCGAGGAGAAGACACAUUGUAUACUAGUGGUCAGGCCGAAGGAGACCUCCAGCCAAGAUGGUAUAACGCUGUAUGAAAGGGUCGGAGCAGGUUACAUGCCGGGGGAAUAUUUGGAGGGGCUUCCACAGGCCUGCGCUUUGAUAUGAACCAUUUCUUCGAUUGUCUUCCUGUGACCGCAGAGAUUCUGAUGGCUAGCCUUGAGUUGCAAUAUAAUCAUGACCACUGGUGGAUUCUGCACAAAGAAAGCUACCACAAAACCGAAAACCAGGAAUCAGGGCCAACCGUGCAGCUCAUCGAAUGCGUGUGAUGACUUUCACAAAUUACUGUUGCAAUCUGGGAUGAGAUCGGUUGAAUCUAUUCCCCAUGAUUGAACUAUGUGAAAACAAGUCAGACUGGAGUAGACGG